Molecule: messenger RNA, 819 nt
Organism: Aaosphaeria arxii CBS 175.79
Lineage: Eukaryota; Fungi; Ascomycota; Dothideomycetes; Pleosporales
Exons: 1
Coding region: 77-448 (123 amino acids)
Source: RefSeq, a predicted model, not a curated record
GCUGAAGUUGCGUCGACAAAAUUUUCGCAAGGCGUUAGUUGGAUCUUAACCAAAGUUGCAUGCCCUUGUCACGAAUAUGGAUUCUGCACUUAAAUUUCUGCUUCUUUCUUUUGCGACAUCUGUGGCCUGUCGCCAAUUACACCAGUUGAGUAAGAAUGGAAUAUCCUCCAACGGGUUUCAAGCAUCUGGGCUGAUCGACCAUCCCGGCGCCCUAUCAUGCCCCACAUAUCUACCCUCCGACAUCUCCGCUUCUACAAUAGGCCAAAUAUCCACUUGUUCCCAUCUGAAGUGGAGAUCAUCUCGAUACAGCUACUUAGUCCAGGCACUGGCGGAUAGGGCACCUAUCUCGCUGUUCUCUGCAUAUACUCUACGAAUAGUCAUCGUCCCAUAUCGUUCCUUCAAUUCUUCGUACAAAGUCUCUCCGGAACGGGCCGAGGACGAUUGUUAAGCUCGGAGCUAAACGGAGUUAUUAGCAAAUGCUUCAACACGCCCCCUGUACGGGUACAUAUGUUGUUUAUUUACAUGGAGUUAGUGGCGUAGAUGACAUAUGUAACUUGCGUGUUAUCCCCGUUAGCUCGAAUAUGUAGCCGCAAGAACAAGAUGGCAGCAGAGUGGUAUGAUGGAUCAGGAACAAGCAAAAUCUCGCCGUCCAUGAGAGACCUGAUAUUUCUUCUGUUGCCUUACGUCUAGGGACAUAAUUGACGGAAUGGUUACUUACAAAAGCCACCCCUCGUGGUAAAGAAGUAUGCAAGCAGAACGCGAAUGAUACAAAAAAACGACAUGUAUUCAGCACAGAAGCUUUACUUUAUGGUCUCAUUU